Porites lobata is the source of this 2476-nucleotide messenger RNA. The record is from the annotation of a GenBank genome assembly. NCBI's taxonomy places the organism in Eukaryota, Metazoa, Cnidaria, Anthozoa, Scleractinia, Poritidae.
GCUAACAACUCCCAACAUUGUAGGAUGUUACAGUCGCGUCCAUUUGCACACCCUGUUGCAUGUUGUUGAGUGUUAGUGGGAGUUGUUGCGCAAAGUUUGAAACUGGUCAAACGUUUGAGCCAAUAACUCCCAACAUUUCUUUUGUUCCGUAUCUCCAAAGCAUAACGCAACAAUAUUGGAUCCGUUUACACAGCUCUUCCAACAUUGCUGGGGCAACGCACGCGCCAAAGAUGGCUGUCGAAUUCUUAUGGGGUUGUAUCCUUUCCAUUAUGCACUGCAGGUACAAACACUGUUGGGAGUUGUUCCAUCCGUUUUCACACCACUGCAACACGGACGCAACAAUUGUCUUUGUAUUAGGGACCUUAAGCAAAGACGUUUUUGAGCGACGCACGUCAACCGGAAGUGAGGCCUUCUCCCUCUUUAUAUGCCUUGACGCUAACAAACUUGUAUUGCUGAGUUUCUUUUCUCUUUUAAAGACGAUUUACCCGAGAGUUUCAACCAAACCACUCCCCAAUGAUGCAAAAAGUUCACUUCCGGUUGACGUCCGUCGCUCAAAAACGCUGUUGCUUAAGCUCCCUAUUGUUGGCCCAACAAUGUUGGGAGUUGUUGCGUCCGUUUGCCAGAAGCUCAACGUAUCAGAAAAAUGUCUUUUGAUGACUUUGUUUCUAGUUGACGCUUCAAAGUAGACUUAAUAUGUUUGCCGGUAGUUCGACUCACCACAGUUAAAACGUUAAUUUGCAAUUUAAAAAUGAUGUUUCUUUAGAAGCUCUCAUUUUCACGGCCGCUGUCAUAUGUGCAGAAUGAUAUGCGCAGUGCAAAACUUACACUGACCUUAAUUGAAAUUGAACUUGAGGAUGUAUUUCUCGCCAUUGAAAUCCGUUUUUCGAGUUCAUGUUUGAAUUUCAAAAUCUAAAUCCAGAUUUCCCAAUGACAAGCACCCACAUAGUUCCGAGCAGUAUAAUUUUGCACUUUUUAAAGAAUCCAUUGAAAAUAAUGUUAAAAAUAUCUUAUAAAUAAUUUGUCAAUUUUUGGUCAACAGUUGCUGAAACGAAAAUCGUACUUUCCCACUUGUUUGUGUCUUAGGAAUCUUGUAAUCUGACCGUGCAACAUGGAGCAAAUGAAGUUUGAAGAAGAUCCAGCUUAUCAGGUGUGCAUCUAACUUUCAAUUUAAUUUUUCACUUUUAACAAAUGAAACCUUCGCCUGGGAUGGUGGGUAACUUCUUUAACACCAACCAGAGCGCAUCUCAGUCCCCAGGCAGGGUUUCAGAAGAUCUUUGUUGUUCUAAAAGCAAGCUGUCCGACCACGCGACUAAUCUGACACAAAGAACAGUACAAUAACACAAAUUCCAAUCGCAUCACUAUUUCUUUAAGUAGUUGAAACUAGGUUAAAUUAAUUUUGGGGAAGAUUGGUUCUCGUCCAAACACUCGCACAAUUUUGAGGACCGCUCAAAACAAGAGCGUCAUCAGUGCGGUAUUUUCAAUCUAGAGUCGAGCGAUUUACUUCCACCGGUCCUUAUCACCGCUCAGACAACUUCCUCCUGGAUACAUUUCAGUCGACUGAGUCACUUGUUUUUGGAAAAGACAUCAGAAUUGUAAACUAAUGCAGCUAUGAAGGACUCUUAUAUAGUUUACCACUGAUUCAGGUAUAAAAGUAAAUCAAAGAUAAACAGCUUCCUCGUCCAAUCAAGGAAGCGUAAAGGUAGUGUUUCCUUUAUUAAUCCCUCUGAUCAGUCCUCGAAUCUAAAAGUGUAAUAAACUUAGUCAAAGCAUUUUGUAUUCCUGACAGGAGGCUUGUAGGCGAUUGUUGUUCAGUGAUGGCACACGAACAGCUCUUGUUAUUAGCUCUCUGCUGACGCUUUUCCCCAUUGGAAUAAUUUCUUUGGUGUUUUGGAUUCUGGUAAGCACUCAGUUACAUUGUUGUUGUUAUUGGAAGCGCUGUUUUGAACAUUUUCUAAAAAAUGCUUUUAUUUGUCUCGAUUAAUCAAAAAUUAACCCACCCACUCAACUCGCUCAUACCCUCAGUCUGUUCAUCCAUCCAUCCAUCCAUCCAUCCAUCCAUCCAUCCAUCCAUCCAUCUUCUUUUUCUGGGCACAGGUAUAACGGAUGCAAAACUAAAUCUCUUUUUUUUCUUGUAGGCACGAAGGGCUGGGUCAAUGGGACGCAAGAAGAGGGAAGCAGAAAACUUUCACGAGGCCGAAAACAUGGCUCUGACGUCAAUUUCGUUUGGAUUGUGUGCCAUACUAACUAUUUUAAUCUGAAUUCCACAGUUAAAGGACGCAGGUGUCAACUGAGAUGACUGUUUAUAACGAUUAUUUGGGUUUCAGGUCAAAACUCACCAAACUGCACUUGUAAUUCUUCAGUAAAUUUUUCAUGCAAACUCGGCGAAGGCGAAGAAAAGUUUGCUAUGUUUUUCCACUGCCAUGUAAUUCUUUAGACCUAAGCACCUUAACCCUGACUUUUCCUUAAAAUACUGUUU